Trichomonas vaginalis G3 is the source of this 787-nucleotide messenger RNA. RefSeq lists its product as uncharacterized. The transcript has a single exon. The record is from RefSeq and is a predicted model, not a curated record. The annotation marks the transcript as partial. NCBI's taxonomy places the organism in Eukaryota, Parabasalia, Trichomonadida, Trichomonadidae.
AUGUGGAUUGGGUUGUUAUUACUUACUUUAAGUAAAGAUCCGAAAAGAAGGGAAUUAAUAUAUAAGAAGAAAAAUAUAUUAACUGAGCCUAAAGAAAUACCAAAACGAGUUACAUAUUCUACCACAGUCCCCACACCAGUUAUCGAUAGAGUUCUUUACAACAAUGGCACAGGAGUAACUUCAGGCAAGUCAUACUCAGCCAAAAUCAUACUCAAAACAGGCUUAAAUAUUACAAAGACAUAUUAUCUCUUUGCAACAGAAAGCAACGUUUCCAACAUCACUGUCACUAACGUCACAGCAUCACAAAAUCUUAUCAAUACAACAGCCGUAAAUAACACGAACGAGACAGAAUGGACUUUCGAAGUUAACGCUCCAGAGGAUCAUAAUAAGACAAAGUUACUUGUUGUUGUUGAGACCGACGCCAAUCAUACAUCCAACUUAGGUACCGGCAAUGUUACAUAUUCUACCACAGUCCCCACACCAGUUAUCGAUAGAGUUCUUUACAACAAUGGCACAGGAGUAACUUCAGGCAAGUCAUACUCAGCCAAAAUCAUACUCAAAACAGGCUUAAAUAUUACAAAGACAUAUUAUCUCUUUGCAACAGAAAGCAACGUUUCCAACAUCACUGUCACUAACGUCACAGCAUCACAAAAUCUUAUCAAUGCAACAGCCGUAAAUAACACGAACGAGACAGAAUGGACUUUCGAAGUUAACGCUCCAGAGGAUCAUAAUAAGACAAAGUUACUUGUUGUUGUUGAGACCGACGCCAAUCAUACAUCCAACUUAG